Molecule: messenger RNA, 7452 nt
Organism: Cicer arietinum (chickpea)
Lineage: Eukaryota; Viridiplantae; Streptophyta; Magnoliopsida; Fabales; Fabaceae
Source: RefSeq, a predicted model, not a curated record
AUUUAAUCAAUAUCAAUAUUUCCUCUUUACUCUACUCUCUGGUUUCACCCCACACAAAAAAAAAAAACUCCACUCUCUGGUCAUCACGCUUCUGAGGUUACCGUGCGAAACGUUUCCCAUUGUCGUCACGAAGCCGUUGCUCAUUACCGUGCGCACCUCUCUCUCUCUCUCUCUCUGCACAACAAUUUGCGAAUCACCAGAAAACGCCAUCGCAUACCGCAGGAUUCUGAUUUUUCAUUCAAACGCGAGCUUUAACAUUCUGAUGGUGAAAAAGUUGAAAUCGACGGCAUAGAAGGACAAAUUAUUCAAUAAUUUCCACACUUCAGUUGAAAACCUAGGGUUCCAAUCAAAUGGAAGGAGAAGAUUUGAGGUCAGGGACCAAGAAGCAUAGGAAGAGAUCUAAACCUAUUGAAAUUGGUUUUGAUUCGGAUAAUGAUGAACCGAUUGGUUCUUUGUUUAAGUUUAAGAGGAAUAAGAAGAAGGUUAGUUUUGCAUCAGAGGAAGAUUCUGUUAGGGAAAAGGGGGAUUUUAGGGGUAUGGAUGAUAAUGAUACAUUGGCUAGCUUUAGGAAGAGAUUGAAGGGUCCAAAGAGAGAUCAGGGAUCUGAAAAUGUUUCCGUUGAGGGUCAUGGUGAUGGUUUGGUUGUUGGGGGAUCUGGGAGCAGAACUAAGGGUGAGAAAGGGGUGGAUUUGUUGCUUGGUGACGAUGACAUGCAGUUGCAUCAAUCUUCUGAUCAGCAUAUGGAAGAAGAUUCCUUGUCUGCAAUUUUCCAUAAGGCACAAUCUAAUUCUGUGAGGAAAUCCCGUGGUGCGUUAAGUUCGAAGCAGAAAAAAGGGAAUCGGAAUGUGGAUAGUGGGUUGAACUGUGGCUCCAAAAGUUUCACAGAAAACGUAGAUUCUGUGGUUGAAAGUAGAUCUGGAUCUGUUUCUGUAUUGAAAUUGGUUGAGAGGAAUUUGGUGUCUGAUAUGAUUUGUUCAGUAUCUGCUAUGGAUAAUCAAAAGGGUGGCGAUGACUGUUUUCAAGAGGAAAAGUCCAAGGACAUUUGUGAUUCGAACAUUCUAGAUGGACCGUUGGUUGAUCACUCUAACUCAAUCAUAGCUUGUGUUGAAGAUAGGCAGCAAUUGUCAAGUGUAAAAGUUGAAAUGGUUUGUGGUGCUUCUGACGAAAAGGUGGCGUUGCAAGAAAGAAUGCCUGAUAAUGGUUUGAAUCAGUGUUCAGCCAUGUUACGGGAUAUAGAAAUAAGUGAUACUGCCUCUCCCUCUAAAGUGGGGGAAGGGGUAUGUGGGUUUUCUGAGGCUGGAAGGUUGGAGAAUAGAUUGACUAAUGAAAUAGCGGAAGAACAAGUGUGUAAUGGUGUUUCUACUUCUGCAGGGAAAGAAAUUUCAUUAACUUGUAACACUGAGCCCUUGAUCAAAUCAAAUGAAAAUAUAUUGAAUGAGAAUAAUGCCAUGGAUUCUGGAAAAACUUUCCAGGAAUCCUCAAUCAAUGAAGGUAUGAAAUUGGAAAUUGGGUUUGUUUCUGGUAGAAAUUGCUAUGAUUAUAGUAGUGUAGAUAUAAAUGCUGAAGUGCAAGAUGUUGUUGUAGGCUGUUCUUCUGAAAAACAUGAUGGGAUUGACAUCGGUAGUUUAUCAUCUAUAGUGCCUAAUGAUGCCAUUAAAUCUGAAUUGGUUGUCCAGUCAAAUCACCCAGACAAACUUUUGGAAGUGUGUAAUAUUCCAAAAAACUCUACUGCUUCAAUUCUUAAAUGCAGCUCUGUGUUAGAUCCAAUUCAAUCUGAUGGAUCCUCUAUACAAUCUUCAAUCCCAGAUGAAAAUGGAAACACUGCAGAAUAUCAUGCCUCCAUGUCUGAUUUUGCCGACAUUGGUGGUAAGAUAUCAGGCAUUCCUCGUGCAACACGAAAGACCAAAAUGCAUAAACAUGGUGACAUGACUUAUGAGGGGGAUGCUGAUUGGGAGAUUUUAAUAAAUGAUAAAGCUCUAAAUGAAAGCCAAGGUGCUGCAGAUGGUGAACGUACUCAUAGAACAAGAGCGAAGCAGGAUUCCUCUUUGAAUCCUGUUGAGGACUCUGAAAAUGUUGCAGUAGCGGCAGUAUCUGCUGGGCUGAAAGCUUGUGCAGCUGGUCCAAUUGAGAAACUAAAAUUUAAGGAGAUCUUGAAGCGUAAAGGUGGUCUCAAGGAAUAUUUAGAUUGCAGGAAUAAGAUCUUAAGCCUAUGGAGCAGUGAUGUCACACGUAUUUUACCUCUUGCUGAGUGUGGAGUUAGUGAUAUCCGUUCUGAGGAUGAAAAUCCUCGUUCUUCUCUUAUUAGGGAGGUCUAUGCAUUUCUUGAUCAAUAUGGUUAUAUAAACAUUGGAGUUGCCUCUCAAAAGGAAAAUGUUGAGAGCAGUGCAAGACAUUGUUAUAAACUUGUAAAAGAAAAGGGAUUUGAGGAAAGUUCUGCAGCUUCAUUGGUCGAUUCUGAAGAUGGAGUUUCUUUUAUUGUUGGUCAGACUAAAAUGUCAUAUGAUUCUAUGGAGAUUAACAAUGGUCUAUUAAAGGAUUUUGAAGACCUGACAACUGAAGCUCCAGAAGGCAUGAUGCAUGUCAAUGAAGCGAUGACUGAUCCAUCAAACUUGACACAACUUGAUAGAAAAAAUUUUGAUUACCAGGAUAAUAAUGUUGGGAUUCAGGAUGGAGUCAGUGGAAUUAUACAUUUCAAUGCUAACAGUUCCGUUCCUUCUUUUAAGUUUUCCGAUUGCAGAUUGUCUUCUCUUGUGGCUACAAAGCAAAGCAACGAAUCUAAAUGUGUUAAACAACAUGCCUUAGGUGAUACUCUGCAGUCUGAUUCAGAUGCUAGAAAGAGAGUGAUUAUCAUUGGAGCUGGUCCUGCUGGGCUAACUGCUGCUCGUCAUUUGAAACGUCAGGGGUUUACUGUUACUGUGCUUGAGGCUAGGAAUAGGAUAGGAGGUCGGGUAUUUACAGAUCGCUCAUCUCUUUCUGUCCCUGUGGAUCUUGGUGCUAGCAUUAUCACGGGUGUUGAGGCUGAUGUAGCCACUGAGAGAAGACCAGAUCCUUCCUCGUUGGUUUGUGCUCAGCUGGGCCUUGAAUUGACAGUGUUAAACAGUGACUGCCCUCUUUAUGACAUAGUGACUGGACAAAAAGUUCCUGCAGAUAUGGAUGAAGCAUUGGAAGCUGAAUACAACAGUCUUCUUGAUGACAUGGUACUGGUAGUUGCUCGGAAAGGUGAACAUGCAAUGAAAAUGUCUCUUGAAGAUGGUUUAGAAUAUGCCCUUAAGAUUCGGCGCAUGGGACACUCUGAAGGUAGUGAAGAAACUAAGCAAAGUAAUUCUGAGGACCGUCCAUUUGAUUCCAAAAGAGAGGGUGCUAUGGAACAAAAUUUUGAUGAGGAGAUUUUGGAUCCUCAAGAGAGGAGGGUUAUGGAUUGGCACUUUGCUCAUUUGGAGUAUGGCUGUGCUGCUUUGCUUAAAGAAGUUUCUCUUCCCUAUUGGAAUCAAGACGAUGUGUAUGGAGGAUUUGGGGGAGCACAUUGUAUGAUCAAAGGAGGUUAUAGCAAUGUUGUUGAGUCUCUAGGAGAAGGGCUUGCUGUUCACUUGAACCAUGUCGUAACAAAUGUGUCGUAUGGUAUCAAGGAACCUGGCCAAAAUUAUAAAGUUAAAGUUUCUACAUUGAAUGGCAAUGAGUUUUUUGGAGAUGCUGUCCUCACUACUGUCCCACUUGGCUGUUUGAAGGCUGAAACUAUACAGUUCUCCCCCUCUUUGCCGGAGUGGAAAUAUUCUUCCAUUCAGCGUCUUGGCUUUGGAGUUCUCAAUAAAGUGGUUUUGGAAUUUCCUACGGUGUUUUGGGAUGAUUCGGUGGAUUACUUUGGAGCAACAGCUGAGGAGAGAAGCAAAAGAGGUCACUGCUUUAUGUUCUGGAAUGUCAAGAAAACGGUUGGGGCCCCCGUCCUUAUAGCGUUAGUGGUUGGUAAGUCAGCCAUCGAUGGUCAAAGUUUAAGCUCUUCUGAUCAUGUCAACCAUGCAUUGAAGGUUCUUCGAAAACUUUUUGGGGAGGCUUCAGUUCCUGAUCCUGUUGCAUAUGUUGUGACUGAUUGGGGCAGGGAUCCUUACAGCUUUGGUGCUUACUCUUAUGUUGCUGUUGGGGCAUCAGGAGAAGACUAUGAUAUCAUAGGAAGACCAGUUGAUAACUGCUUGUUUUUUGCUGGUGAAGCAACCUGCAAAGAGCACCCUGAUACUGUCGGUGGUGCAAUGAUGAGUGGACUACGCGAGGCUGUUCGCAUGAUUGACAUAUUGAACACUGGAAAGGAUAAUACUGCAGAAGUAGAAGCAUUGGAAGCUGCACAAGGACAGUUGGACACCGAAAGGAAUGAAGUUAGGGACAUAAUGAAGAGACUGGAUGCAGUUGAGCUUUCUAACAUAUUGUAUAAGAACUCCUUUGAGGGGGCUCAAAUCGUAACCCGGGAAGCUUUAUUAAGGGAAAUGUUCCUCAAUGUGAAAACCAAUGCUGGGCGCUUGCAUGUGGCCAAACAGUUGCUAAGUCUUCCUGUUGGAAACUUGAAGUCCUUUGCUGGAAGUAAGGAGGGGCUAGCUGUUCUCAACUCAUGGAUACUGGACUCAAUGGGCAAGGAUGGUACCCAACUCUUGAGGCACUGUUUGCGUCUUCUUGUGCGUGUAUCGACUGAUCUAGCUGCUAUACGCUUAUCAGGAAUGGGAAAAACAGUGAAGGAAAAAGUUUGUGUACAUACCAGCCGUGAUAUUCGAGCUAUAGCUAGUCAAUUGGUCAAUGUUUGGCUUGAAAUUUUCCGUAAGGAAAAAGCUUCUAAUGGGGGAUUAAAAUUGUCUAGACAAGCAACUAGUGUAGAAUUAUCAAAGAGAAAAUCUUUAAAAGAUUCAGCCUCAGGAAAGCCUCCUCUAAGCACACAUCAGGGUGCUGUUGAGAAUAAAGGAGGCUUGCUGAAUCCUCUAUCUGCUGGAAGCAAUUCACCUUCCACCACACAUGCAAAGAAAUCACACAACAAACAAGGAAGACAACAAUCAGCAUGUGACUCAAGGCAUGAAGUCAGUUCUUCCAGGUCACAAGGUUCAAUAGACAAAAUAGUUACUAAGGAGGAUAAUAACCACUAUGCUAUGUCUGAAGAAGAAAAGGCUGCUAUAGCUGCUGCAGAAGCUGCGCGUACUAAAGCAAUUGCUGCUGCUGAGGCAUAUGCCUCUGCAGAAGCUAGGUGCAGUACUCUGUUACAGCUUCCGAAGAUACCCUCAUUCCAUAAAUUUGCUAGACGGGAGCAGUAUUCACAAAAUGAUGAGUGUGAUAGUAGGAAAAAGUGGCCUGGUGGUUUUUUGGGAAGGCAAGAUUGUGUUUCUGAGAUCGACUCUAGGAAUUGCAGAGUUAGGGACUGGUCUGUUGAUUUUUCCACUGCUUGUGUUAAUCUUGAUAAUUCUAAAAUACCAGUUGACAACCUCUCCCAGAGGAGUCAUUCGAAUGAGAUCGCCAGCCAGUUGAAUUUCGGAGAGCGCUCAGGAGAAAGUGCUGCUGUGGACAGCAAUCUAUAUACAAAAGCUUGGAUUGACACAGCUGGUGGUGGGGCAGUAAAAGACCAUCUGGCCAUAGAGAGAUGGCAAUCUCAAGCAGCUGAAGCUGAUUCAUAUUUUUCUAAUCCAACAAUUCAUUUGAAGGAUGAGGAGGAUUCAAACGCCUAUUCAAGGUUACCUAGCUGGAACCACGAUGGUGUAGCAAAUGAGAGCUCUGUUUCCCAGGUUACUGUAAAUAAGGAUGCCUUCAAAGGUCAUUCUCGAGGAGCAGAUCAUAUUAAACAGGCCGUUGUUGACUAUGUUGGAUCACUACUACUACCCCUUUAUAAGGCUAGGAAGCUAGACAAGGAUGGUUACAAGGCAAUAAUGAAGAAAAGUGCAACAAAGGUCAUGGAGCAAGCAACAGACGCAGAAAAGGCCAUGGCUGUUCGUGAGUUUCUAGAUUUUAAGCGAAAGAAUAAGAUUCGCUCCUUUGUGGAUAUAUUGAUAGAGAGACAUAUGGCAACAAAACCGCAUAGAAAAUCUUAAUAUUCUUUCAAUUGCACAGCCUGUACUUUUCUGUCCUUCUACACGAGGGUUGCCAGAGUCGGUUAUUCUUACAAUUCUUGGUUUUGGUGGUCGUGGGUAUAUUCUCAUAUGAGCAUUUCAAUCUUCCAAUAUGAAUCAUCCAGAAGCUGCAGUUGAAGUUUUAGAUAAAAGUCGAUCGAUCCAAAUCAAGUGAGCUCCGGAAAUUUGUUGUCUUGGAAACCACAAACAGAAUAGAAGUAACAUAUAAAAGAUUAUCGGGUCCAAAUCAAGUGGGCUUUGGAAAUUUGUUAUCCUGGCAAGUGGCGAUCAUGAACAGAAUACUAAACUCCAAUGGUGGAUUACCUGUAAACUCAGAGUACAACAGUUAGAUCUUCUGGGUGACCUGCAUCAGCAGAUUUAAUGAUGACAACAGAUUGCAGUCAUCUGUCCUUAAUACUUCAUCUUUCACGAGGUUUAUACCCCUCACAUUUGAAAUCUUAGACCCCAUUUUUAUUAAAGGGGAUCCCAAUGGGAAAACACUAAUUGACCCUAUCAAUUCUUCUAUUUGUACAGCGUAGGAUUGUUCCUAGUGAUGACAAACAAACAUUCAUAAAUCCAUUUCCCAUGUUCUUCGAGAUACAAUUUUCUUAUUUAAGUUUUACAUCAAUCACUGACUUUUUUUUUUCAUUCUUUCUCCGAAGUGGGAAGAAUGCCGACUUUUGUAAGAUACUUUGCUGCUCUAAUUAUUUUCUUCUCCAUCUCUAUCUCCUUCCUUGUUUGUUCGCGGUGCAUGUAGUACCCUACCUAUUUAUAGUUGAGUCAGCUUCCAAGAUUAUACUUCAAAAAAUUAAUAGAAACUUCACAUCCUUAGCAAACGAGCACGCCAAUUUAGCUAUCAAUAUGGUUCAGGGGAUUGUGCCAUGAGAUGUCCAACAGUACAGGCUGAGAAAGAUUAUGUUAAUUACAGAUGGGAGGUAUUACAUACAAUUUUUAGACUCUCCACACCAGCAGUAUGUAAAUAUUGGAUUAUGAAAUAUGGCUGCCAGGGAAAUUAUAUUCCAUUGGUUGUGUCUAGGGGUGAGUACAUUUUUUAUAUUUUCAACAAUUCCCCUUCAUUUUCGUAAUAUACCUUACCUACUGUAAAUGUUGGUUACUGAGAAUUUUUGCGAUGUUUACAAAAUUAUAUUUUGUGAGUUACUAAGGGAAUGACCCUAAUUUGUUGCAACAUUAUUUCGAACUGCCUGCAUGCUCCAAUGGAAAAUCAUGCUCUUUUCUGUUUUGGGUACCCUUCUGGUAUGAUAUUGCUUCCUACCAUUUCAAAACUGGAAUUUGACAGGGACAAGGUUGUAUCAUUCCUAUUCAGUUGUUUUCUCCUAUCACCAUCUUGUUAUAACUUCUUUGGCUCAAUGUUGCUAAGGAUUAA